Molecule: messenger RNA, 267 nt
Organism: Dujonia railenensis
Lineage: Eukaryota; Fungi; Ascomycota; Pichiomycetes; Serinales; Debaryomycetaceae
Source: the annotation of a GenBank genome assembly
AUGUCGUCUCCUGGAGCCAAAGCAAUCACUGUGGUAUUUGUAGGCAUUGUGAGCUGGUAUGGAGCCUUAAAAUUCUGGCAACCAAUUGUUAUUGAGCAAUUAAAGAAAGAUGGGAACUUGAAGGAAGGAAUAUUUGUGCCUGAAGACGACCAACCCAAAUCUUGGCAAGACCUCAAGGAUAAAGUGAAUAUAGCUCUUCAUCCUCCAAACACAGAUCCAAAAUUGACGCAAGAAUUUGAAAAGCAAAAGAGGGAAACUGAAAAGUAG